This is a messenger RNA of Mixia osmundae IAM 14324, 1677 nucleotides long. RefSeq lists its product as uncharacterized. Gene Ontology annotation, cellular component: membrane. The transcript is spliced from 4 exons. NCBI's taxonomy places the organism in Eukaryota, Fungi, Basidiomycota, Mixiomycetes, Mixiales, Mixiaceae. Gene Ontology annotation, molecular function: transmembrane transporter activity. Gene Ontology annotation, biological process: transmembrane transport; amino acid transport. The record is from RefSeq and is a predicted model, not a curated record. The coding region runs from base 1 to 1677 and encodes 558 amino acids.
AUGACAGCCCAGGAGCUGCAACGAACGUCAAUUGAGCAGUCUUCGCAGUCGUCGGGCGACGUUGCGGUGCUCAAAAAGAGCCUGACGACAGAUAGCAAGCAGCCUACGAGCCAUGUCGUUGAAUCUGGCUUCGUGUCGAGCGAUGAAGCGGAUGCACAGGCACUCGCUGCUCUCGGUAUCGAGCAACAGUUCUUGCGAGACCUGGGGGGAUUAGAGAUCUUCUCCAUUGGCUUCAGCAUCUUUGCCGUCGUGCCUGGCCUCGCCGUCGUCUUUGCCUACUCACUCGAAGGCGGUCCCGUGGCCAUGGUCUGGGGCUGGCUCGUUGCAUCGAUCUUCAUCGUCACCAUCGGCCUCAUGAUGGGCGAGCUGGCAAGCGCAAUGCCCAGUGCAGCAGGCAUCUAUCUCUGGUCCUACAAGCUUUCGCCGCCUUGGUGUCGCCGACAGAUCUCCUGGACCGUCGGCUAUCUUUCCACCGUCACGUCGACAACGGCGCUCGCCUCUGUCAAUUGGGCCACCGCCCAGAUCAUUCUCACCACAGCUACAAUCAAGACGGAAGGCUCAUUCACAUACUCGAAUGGCGCUGUCUUUGGUGUGUGCACAGCGGUGACACUGCUAGAGACGAUGAUCUGCUGCCUGUCUACAAAGGCUGUCGGACGGGCCGAAUUGCUCUUCCUCGCGCUCAAUAUCGGUCUCAUCUUGGCCGUCGUCAUAGCCGUGCCUAUUGCUACCCCCGGAGAAUAUCGCAACAGUGCGAGCUUUGCUCUUGGCGACUUUGAGACCGGUCUUGGCUGGAAUGGCGGCUUUGCCUUUGUCUACGGCUUGCUCGGCGCCUCCUGGACGAUCGCCAAUUUUGACAGUCUGACUCGACUGAGCGAAGAGUGCAGCAACGCUCAAGUGGCUGUCCCCCGAGCACUCUAUCAAUCCAUCUCCAUCGCUGGCGUGUUCGGCACCAUUUGCCUCGGUGCGAUCACGUUCAGUAUGGGUACAGAUCUGGAAGCGAUCAGCGAUACAGACCUUGGCAACCCUUUGGCACAGGUCUUCUACAACUCGCUCGGCAAAGGCGGCGCGAUUGCCAUGUGGAUUUUCAUCAUCCUGGCUCAAAUUGCGCUCGGAACCUCUCUUUUGCUUGCAAGCGCACGUCAGGUCUUCUCUUUCUCGCGCGACGACGCUCUGCCUUUCAGCGGCUGGUGCAAGACAGUGCGCGCCAAUAUCCCCAUCAAUGCGACGAUGUAUACUGCCUUCGUCACCACGCUCUUCACAGCCAUCUCUGCCUCUUCAGACUAUUCGAGCAGUGCCAUCUUCUCGGUCAGUAUUGUGAGCAUGUAUCUGGGCUAUUCGGUCCCGCCCAUCUGUCGAUACGGCUUCUACGACUACAAUAAAGACUUCCGCAAGGGACCCUGGCAUCUCGGCCGUUUCUCCUUUGUCAUCUAUCUUAUUUCCGUCGUAUGGAUGGUCUUCAUGACCGUCAUUGCGAUGUUCCCAGCGAGCUCGAUCACGAGCUUCUCAGAGGCCAACUAUGCCGUGCUCGUCAUUGCUUUCUGUCUCUUCGUCACUGCUUUAUAUUGGGUCUUCCCCUUUGGUAUCGGCGCACGACAUUGGUUCGUAGGACCACCGGUCGAACAAGAUCCAAGUCUGCGGGAUCAGAUCGAACCAAAGCCGAUGACAGAAACGUCAUAG